AUGAACAAUAUUUCAAUUCGUAAACCAUUAUUUGAAGUGCCCAAUGAAAAUAAGAGUAAUGUUCUGAAAUAUGAAAAAGACAAUGAUUUUAAUAAUAAAAAAAAUGACCCAUUAAAUUUAGAAAGCUAUAUAAGUUCAACUUUACCAUAUAAAAGAAUUGAAAACAAUUAUCAUAAUUGUAAUAAUACUAAAUAUGAUGAAAAUAAUAGGAAUGAUCAUGAUCAUAUACCUUUAGAUUUAAAUGAUAAAGAAAAUAUGAACUUUUUUGUUAAUAAAAAAAAUAUACAUAACACAAAUUUAAACUAUAAUCAUGAUAAUAUCUUACAAUCUUAUAGAAAGGGAGAAAUAAAUACAAACUAUAAUAUUAUGGAUAAUAUGUAUGAUGUAUAUUAUAUUAAUAAAAGUAAAGCUAAUCUAAAUGACUAUCUAAAACAUGUAAAUAUUAAUCAUACUGCACCGUGUAUUGGAGAAUUUAGAACUUGCAUGAACUGCUUUUUAAAUAUUUCUACACUCUUCUGUAAAACUUGUAAUAUUUUCUUAUGCGCAAUUUGUAAUGUAAAAUUACAUAAUAAUAAAUCCAAUCAUAUUAUAAAUGUAGCUAGUAGCGGAUUAUAUGAAAAUAAUGUUAAAUUCAAUGAUAUUAUUUUAAAAGAAAAAGAUAAAUGGCUUGUUGAAUUAGAUAAUAGUAUACCAAUAAAAAUUAGAGAAAAAUGUUCUGUUCAUACUAAGGAAUAUAUAAAAUAUGUAUGUAAAACUUGUAAAUAUACACUACUGUGUGCAGAUUGUUUGUUAAAUGAUCCUGUACAUGUUCAGAAUAAAAUGGAAAAUGAUACCAACAUAAUGCAAACUUUACCUGAACAAAAUAGAAAAAAGGAACAAUUUUUACAUGAACAAAAUAGAAAAAAUGAACAAUUUUUACCUGAACAAGUUCAGGAAAAUGAUGAUGAUGAUGAUAAAAAUGGAUCAGAGAAUGAUAAGGACCAUGUGAAUAGUUUAUUAAAUACCAUUAAGGAUGAUGAAAAAAAAGAAGAGGUUAAUAUAAUGAAUGAGAAAAAUCAAAAAGAUAGUAAUAAAAACAAAAGAGAAAAUCAAUAUAUAGUUAGUAUAUAUAAAAAAGAAGAGACAAGUGAUUCAAUUAAUAAAGGUCAUAUUCAAAAUGUGAUUUAUAAUAACGAUAUUGACAAAUUAAAACCUGGAUUUAAAUUAAUUAGAGGGAAUCACGAAAUUCUAACAUUGAUUGAUGCAAGAAACGAGAUAAAAGAAGAAUUAAAUAACAAAUUAGAAAUAUUGUGUAAAAAAUCUCUAAUUUUAAAAAAUACUUUGCCUUCAUUGAGAAAUAUUUGUAAAUAUGGUAAAAUUACAUGUAAAAAUAAUAAAAGAUCCAUACGAUCUGGAUUUACUGUAACAAAUAAAAUUUUGAAUGAUAAAAAGGUUAAGAUUCAUAAUCAUUUAAAAAAAUUACAAGACAAAAGUACGAACUUUUUAAAAAAGUUAGAUGAAGAAAGAAUAAAUUAUCGAAAUUAUUUAGAAAAGAAAAGAAGUGAAUUACAACAUAUGAUAAAAUUGAGUAAUAAAAAUGCAGGUUUGGCAUUAGAUUAUUAUGUACAGAAAUUAGAAUCAUUUAAAUGUUUAUUUUUUACAAAAGAUAAUUUAAUAGAUAUAGAAAAAAAAUUAGAAGUACCUCAUUCUCAAAUAAAAUCAGAAUUUUUAUCAUCUCUAAUAGAAGACAUGAAAUAUGAUAUUUUAAAUUCAAAAAUGAAUAUACAAAAUACAUGUCACAAUAUAAAAAAUGAAUUUGAAUAUUUAUUUAAUUGUAAUAUAGAAAUUCCUGUAUAUCCAGUUCAUUUUAGAGAUUUUUUAAAAAAGAGAACAUUUAAUAAUAAACAAGAUAUUGACUUGAUAAGUAAUGAUAAAAAAAAAAGACAACAAUAUUUUCAUAUAUUACCUUUUACAGAUUUUUAUAUGAAUAUUGAAAUAUCUUAUCAAAUGAAAUGUAAUAGAAAAGAUUCAUUACAUUCAAAAUGGGAAAAAAGGACAGUGUCAGUUCGUUCAAUAUAUUUAUGUAUUCAUACACAUUCAAAAUAUAUACAGUCUGAUAAAAAUCAAAAUGAUGCAGUAGGGGAGGUAGUAUAUGAGGGGGCACAGGAGGAAAUAAGUGAACAAGAGAAGGGAGAUAAGAAAAUGAUAGGUGUAGAUGGAAUGGAAAAUAAUGAAAAUAAUGAAAAUAUUAAAAAUAAUGAAAAUAAUGAAAAUAUUGAAAAUAAUGAAAAUAUUAAAAAUUACCAACAUGCAGACAAUAUACGUGCUACAUUUUCAAACCAAGACAAGUGCCUAAUUCAAAAAAACAUGUCAAACAAUUUAAAUAAUGACAUCGAAUCUAUUAUAUGUCUUAGCAAUGUUGAAAUAAAAAUGUUCAAUGAUCCUGAUAUAACAAAUAUAACUAUAUUAGAAAAAAGAAAUUAUUCUUAUGGAAUAGAGCUAACUGAAUAUAAUGAUAAAAAAGAAUUAGUUGGUUAUUGGCUUUUAAGUGUAAAUAAUGAAAACGAUAUGAAAGAAUUAUAUCAUAUAGUAUGUAAUAUUAAAAAGAAAAAUCCUAGAGCUGCUCGUAUACCUUCAUUUCAUCCUAAGAUCAAUAUGAAUAAUUCUAUGUUUACUUAUCAUGAAAAUAAUAUAAGUACGAUAUAUAAGAAUUUUUCAGCAAAUCUUAUUGAACCAUCUUAUUUUAUGAAUACAUCUCAUAAGGAUACAAAUGAGAAAAAUAAAAAUUUUAUAGAUCAAAGUAUAAGUGAUAAUAUGAGUGAUGAGAAGAAACAAUAUGAUAGUAUAGAAUCCUUAACAGAUAGUGAUAAAAUAAAAAAUGAUGAAUUUUAUCAACAUGCAAAUAGUUCUAGUUUAUUAUAUUAUUACGACUACAACGAUGAUAAUAAUAAUAAUAAUAAUAAUAUGAAUAAUAUGAAUAAUGUGAAUAAUUAUAUGUAUCCUAGUAGUAGUAGUAGUAAUAAUAAUGAGAAUCAUAAAUAUGUUCUACAAAAUGAUAAACGUCUUAAUAUGGAAGAUUUUAUUAAGAACAAUUUAAAAAAUAAAGUCAUCGAAAAAAAUUUUAAGUACACAAAUAAUGAUAUAGUAACCAAAAAAAAUAACCAUCAAGAAUCAAAUAUUAUUAAUUCGAAGGGUGAAUAUAAUAUAUAUUCAGAUAAAAGAAAAAAAGAAGAUGAAUUAAAUUUAAGCAGGAAGUCAUCACACGAAUAUGAUAAUAAAAUAUUUCAUUCGACAGGUAAUAAAUCUUUGAAUGUUUCUUAUGAAAAUAAUUUAUAUACUGAAAAAAAUAAAAAUAAAGGAACUAUAUUAAAGGAGGUAGUAGAACAUAUAAAUAAUAUAGAUGAAAAAUAUCCUCAUGAUUUAAAUAUAAAUUUUGUAAAAAAAUAUGUAAUAGAAGAUGAAGAGAAACAUCUAUUGCCCUUAGAAAUGGAAUAUAAUUUUUUGUCUAGUGAUGAGAAAUUCGAUUUAAAUAAAUUAAAAAAUAACAAUGAUACAAUAUAUAUGAAACAUCAAAAUGAACAAGUAUUAUAUGAUAUGAAUAAAAAUUUAUCGAUUCAAAGUAAUAAAAAUAGUAUAUAUAGUGAAAUGAAAAUGAAUCAUUAUGCAGACCAAAAAAAUAAUAAAGAAGAAAGAAAUUAUGAUAAUUUUACAUGUACACAAAAAAAAAAUUACCAUAUAAUAAAUAGUGACAGAGAAAUGAAUUAUAAUAAUAUUAAAUAUACACCAAAUGAAAAAGAAGGAACUUCAAAUAUUCAUCAUAAUUUUAAUUCUAAUGAUAAUAAUAUAACAAACUCUGGACUUUUUAAAUUAGAUGAUGUUAAAGAAUUUCUAGACACAUUUAAGGAUUCAUACAUAGAUAGUCAUAAUAAAAAAGAAAACAUUUUAAAUAUGAGAGAUAAGAAUAAAGAAGAGCAGAGAAUAAUAUAUGUAUCUGAUAAAAUAUUUAAUAACACUAAUAUGAAUAUUAUGGAUGACAACAAAAUAUAUGAUGAAAAAAAUAUACAUAAGAAUAAGAAGAAAUCUACACAUAAUGAUAUCAUGAAUGAUAAUAUUAAUUUUUUAAGUAGUUCAAUAAAAAAUAAUGAAGAAAAUUUAUUUUUAGAUACAUAUCAAAAAAAAAAAAAUCUCAUGGCAGAUAUUUAUAUGAAUAAGAUUAAUACUAAUCAAGAUGAUGAAGAUGAUAAUGAAAAAAAACAAAAAAAGUUAAUUUUAUUUGAAUAUUCAAAAAAUGACCAAGUGAUACAUAAUAAUAAAAAUAAUUUAGAGAGUAUAGAAGAAUUCUGUGAUUUUAUUGAAAAAAAAAAUAAAAUAAUAAUAAAUGAGUCUUAUCAAAAAAAAGAUCAAUCAUAUCUGAAUGAUAGAAAAGAUAAUGAAGUGUCUUUACAACUUAUAAAUAAUAACAAAGAUUCUUCAUUGUUAGAUAAUAAAAAAAAAAAUUUUGAAAUAAUAAAAAAGGAAGAUGAUGCAUAUGACUUGAAAUGUUCCUUAGAAAAUAAUAAUAAUAAUAAUGAUAAUUUGGUUAUAACAAAUGAGAUUAGAGAAGAUAGAGAAAAAAAUGAUAUUUAUAAAAGAGACAUUAUAAAUAUAAAAGAUGUAAGUGUAUCUCCUCUUAUAGAUAAUCGUCAUAAUUUAAAUACCAUGAAAAAGGAUAUAACCAUUGAACCUUUCAAAAUAAUAAAUGGAAAAAAUAAAUUAAUAAAGGAUUUAAAAAAAAUUCAAGAACAAGUGGAAAGAAAAAUAAAGAAAUAUAAAAUACAAAUGGACCAAGAAAAUAAGAAACCACCACCUUCAAAAAAUAAGACUAAUAUGAAAAGUAUAAAAUUAAAGAUUGACGAUCAAGACAAUAUGGAUUCUCCAUGCAUUGUAGAUUAUGUGUUAAAUCAAAUAGGAAACAAAAAGAUGGGUCAAUAA
Molecule: messenger RNA, 4950 nt
Organism: Plasmodium gaboni
Lineage: Eukaryota; Apicomplexa; Aconoidasida; Haemosporida; Plasmodiidae
Exons: 1
Coding region: 1-4950 (1649 amino acids)
Molecular function (GO): zinc ion binding
Source: RefSeq, a predicted model, not a curated record